This is a messenger RNA of Gaeumannomyces tritici R3-111a-1, 867 nucleotides long. RefSeq lists its product as hypothetical. Bases 6 to 734 code for a protein of 242 amino acids. The record is from RefSeq and is a predicted model, not a curated record. Lineage: Eukaryota; Fungi; Ascomycota; Sordariomycetes; Magnaporthales; Magnaporthaceae. The transcript is spliced from 3 exons.
CACCCAUGUUGAAGCCUGGGGGAUGGAGGCGAAGCUUCAGCCCGUCAGCUGACAACAAGAGCGUGUUCCCCAGGGGGUGGCCGUCUCUACCACUCUGCAGCCCUGAAUCAGAGGAGAAGCAGUCCUGUGCGGCUCGGUCUGGGCGGCGCAGGCAAAGGCUGUUGGCUCCCUUGGCUGUCGUCGGGGCUUUGCUCACCGGACGACGGCUGGGCCACACGGUACAGCCCACGCUCAAAUGUCAGUUUAGACUCGGAUCGGGAUGGAUCGCCUGGGUCUCGUCGCCAAGCUUUUCUGGCACCGAGCCCGACGGCAACACUCCCGCAGGCCGGUAUUGUACGACGGUAAUCCCUGCGUCGCCUUACCGGCAGCUCGGCACCUCACAGUACGUACCAACGUGCCUACUUACGGCCGACGCAUGCCCGUUUCGCGCGACGGAUAUCGAACGGACCACAAAGUACACGGGACCAACCAGUCGAAAGAACAAACCAAGGCGGAGCUAUUUCGAUUCGAUUCGAUUCGAGAGAGUGAGUGAGUGUGUGUGUGAGUGUGUGUGUGUGCGGGUGUCGCGCAAGCGUGCGUUUGAGCGGCAGAACAAGCCACCAUCAUUUGCUACUUUGUCUAUUGCUUCGGCCAUACCUAAUGUCAGUCUCGAAAGCACCCAGGUGACCGUCCAACAGGCAGGCAUGCAAGUCAGGCAACAAAAAACCAUCCCAUCCUCUUGGCGGACAUGGUGAAUCCUAGAAUCUAUAGGUCAGCUCUGGAAGCAAAGCCACUCAGCUGAGUCCAAAAUGCUUCCCCGGAUGAUGCCGCCGCCGACAUGGGAGCGCGCGACGCUGAGCAAAAAAAAAAAAAAAAAAGCCACAACCC